Messenger RNA from Aplosporella prunicola CBS 121167, 255 nucleotides. RefSeq lists its product as uncharacterized. Lineage: Eukaryota; Fungi; Ascomycota; Dothideomycetes; Botryosphaeriales; Aplosporellaceae. The record is from RefSeq and is a predicted model, not a curated record. The coding region runs from base 1 to 255 and encodes 84 amino acids. Gene Ontology annotation, cellular component: intracellular membrane-bounded organelle; membrane. Gene Ontology annotation, molecular function: heme binding. The transcript is spliced from 2 exons.
AUGUCGCAGACCCUAACCGCCAAAGACGUCGCGGCCCACGCCUCCGUCGACAACGGCCUCUACAUCAUCAUCGACAACGACGUCUACUCGCUCGCCGACUUUGUCGAUGAACACCCCGGCGGCGCCAAGAUCCUCAAGCGCGUCGGUGGGAAAGACGCCAGCAAGCAGUUCUGGAAGUACCACAACGAGAGCGUGCUGAAAAAGUACCAGCCCAAGUUCAAGAUCGGCAGCUUGAAGGAGGAGGCGAAGCUGUAA